Molecule: messenger RNA, 768 nt
Organism: Geodia barretti
Lineage: Eukaryota; Metazoa; Porifera; Demospongiae; Tetractinellida; Geodiidae
Source: the annotation of a GenBank genome assembly
AUGGCAGGACUGCUUGAAGGCAGAAUAUCUCUGGUCACCGGGGCGGGUUGGGGUAUCGGCCGGGCGACCUCGUUGGUCAUGGCGCGGGAGGGAGCGACCGUCGUGGUCUCCGAUCUCAACGCCGACGGUGGCGAGGAAACACUGAGCGCCAUCAAGGAGGCCGGCGGGGAUGGCAUUUUCGUCCACGCCGACGUAUCGCGCCCAGACGACGUGGCGGCGUUAGUCGGCCAGGUGGUCGCGGCCUAUGGCAGGCUGGACUGCGCCUACAACAACGCCGGCAUAGAAGGAUACAUGGCGGGCCGUCUGCACGAGUACCCGGAAGAGGAAUGGGACCGGCUGAUCGAUGUCAACGUAAAGGGCGUGUGGCUCUGCCUCAAGCACGAGAUACCACAGAUGAUGCAGCAGGGCGGCGGUGCCAUCGUGAACACCGCAUCGGCUGCGGGGUUGGUCGGUUCGCGGCGCCUGUCUGCGUACGUCGCCAGCAAGCACGCGGUGGUUGGGCUCACCAAGGCUGCUGCCCUCGAAUAUGCCCAGGACGGCAUACGAGUGAACGCCGUGUGUCCUGGCAUCAUCGACACGCCAAUGGUGCGCCGCCUCAUUGGAGGACGAGACGCCGAGUACGAGAACUCAAUUCCUGCUAGGCAGCCCAUCGGGCGACUGGGUACGCCCGAGGAGAUUGCAGAGUCCGUUGCGUGGCUGUGCUCCGACGCCGCUUCGCUGGUCACCGGCCUUGCCAUGGCCGUGGACGGUGGGUUCACCGCGCAAUAG